Vicia faba (fava bean) is the source of this 384-nucleotide messenger RNA. Lineage: Eukaryota; Viridiplantae; Streptophyta; Magnoliopsida; Fabales; Fabaceae. The record is from the annotation of a GenBank genome assembly.
AUGAAUCCCAAAAUCUCAGAUUUUGGUAUGGCUAGAAUAUUUGGAGAAGAUGAAAUCCAAGCAAGAACUAAAAGAGUGGUCGGAACAUAUGGAUAUAUGGCCCCAGAAUAUGCAAUGGAAGGACGAUAUUCAACAAAAUCUGGUGUCUUCAGUUACGGGGUGUGGAUACUAUGCACAGAAGAAAAGGCCUUGGAUAUAGUUGAUCUAGCACUAAACCAGUCUUAUCCUUCUGAUAUAGUUCUGAAAUGCAUUCAAAUUGGACUAUUGUGUGUGCAAGAAAAUGCCAUGAAUAGACCAUCAAUGCUAGAAGUUGUUUUCAUGCUAGCCAAUGAAACACCUCUCUUCCCACCUCAAAAACCUGCAACUACCAUCAUUGGUCGCUAA